AUGAUUAUUCCCAAAGCAGACUUUGACCGUGUCUUUUUGGGACACGAGCUUGAGAAACCUGUUCCGCUUCAGAUGAAACUCCACAUUCAAAUCUUCAUACUCGGUCGGCUGAGGGGAAGUCUUGCUGAUUCCGCCAAAAACACAACAGACCCGGGCACCGGCAAGCCCUGGACGAGCUGCCCCAUCAACGAUGCUUCCGACGUCGACGCUGCCGUGCAGAGUGCGCACUCAUGCUUCGAAUCGUAUCGCAAGGUCACGCCACGCCAGCGUGCCCAGUGGCUGUUCAAGUGGGACUCGCUGAUCCGUGAGAACCGCGACGACCUGGCCACGCUAUUGACCUACGAGACGGGCAAGCCGCUGGCCGAGGCGUAUGGAGAGCUGGACUAUUCGACCGGCUUCACCUGGUGGUUCGCCGGCGAGGCUGAACGCAUCCAAGGCACCGUCUUCACCCCUGCGCAGCCGAACCGCCGCGUCUUCACCAUCAAGCAGCCCAUCGGCGUGGCCGCCGCCCUGGUCCCCUGGAACUUUCCCAUUGCCAUGGUGCUGCGGAAGGCCAGCGCGGCCCUGGCUGCCGGCUGCACCAUGAUCGUCAAACCUUCUCCCGAGACGCCGCUCACAGCACUGACGCUUGCCCACCUGGCCUCCGAAGCCGGUUUCCCGCCAGGCGCCUUCAACGUGCUGACGACCGAUCUCGACAAAACGCCCGAGCUGUCCGAAGCGCUGACACGGCACCCUCUGGUCAAGAAGGUCACCUUCACGGGGAGCACGCGCGUCGGCAAGAUCGUCGCCCGCAACGCCGCCGACGGCCUCAAGAAGGUCACGCUCGAGCUGGGCGGCAACUGCCCCGUCCUCGUCUUCGAUGACGCCUCGCUCGACCAGACCAUGGCCCAGCUCUGCCCCCUCAAGUGGCGCCACGCCGGCCAGGCCUGCAUCACCGCCAACCGCAUCUACGUCCAGUCUGGCAUCUAUGACGACUUCCUCAAGCGCUUCAGCGCCGAGACCGCGAAGCUCAACAUCGGCCACGGCGCCGCCGACGGGACGAGCUUGGGCCCCGUCACCACAUCUCGCGGGCUCGACAAGGCGGAGAAGGUCGUCAAGGAUGCGGCGGACAAGGGGGCGAAGGUCAUCACCGGCGGCAAGCGGGUCGAGGGCAAGGGCGGAUACUUCUUCGAGCCGACGAUCCUGACCGAUAUGAAGCCGAAUAUGCUGGUCUCGUGUGAGGAAAUCUUCGCACCCGUGGCAGCCAUAUACCGCUUCGAUGCCGAAGAGGAGGCGGUGAAGGCUGCAAACGACACGAGCAUGGGGCUGGCGUCGUAUUGCUUCACCAAGAGUGUGGAUCGCAUUUGGCGGAUGCUAGAGAAUCUUGAAGCUGGGAUGAUAGGAUUGAACACCGGUAAUUCGUCGGCGGCCGAGUCGCCAUUCGGCGGCAUCAAAGAGUCGGGCUACGGAAAGGAGUCUGGAAAGGAUGUUGCUGUCAAUGAAUACCUGGUCACUAAGACCGGCACUUUGACUCUGGAGGGUCAGUACUGA
This is a messenger RNA of Diplodia corticola, 1530 nucleotides long. Its product is annotated as succinate-semialdehyde dehydrogenase. Gene Ontology annotation, molecular function: succinate-semialdehyde dehydrogenase (NAD+) activity. NCBI's taxonomy places the organism in Eukaryota, Fungi, Ascomycota, Dothideomycetes, Botryosphaeriales, Botryosphaeriaceae. Bases 1 to 1530 code for a protein of 509 amino acids. The record is from RefSeq and is a predicted model, not a curated record. The transcript has 3 exons.